AUGAGUGGGAGGCUGUUAUCGGCGAGGCUUCUGCCCGCGGCUCAACGUAUCAACUCACAGUCUGCCCGACAUUUCCAUCAUAAUACGGUAUCUACCGCUGGUGGUCUCCUCAGAUCAGAUUCUGCCGUUCGUAUUGCGAGAGGAAGGUUAUGGCCAGCUGGACAUACACCCUUUUCAAAUGCUGUAGUCGUUCGAAAUGCUUCUUUUGUUCGCAUCCUCCCGAAUCUGUUGCUAAAGUUUGCAAGAAUACCGGCGCUCUUCGCUGGAGUGACGGUUGGCGGUCUAGCAUAUAUACAAUACCAGGCUACCCAGGCUGGUAAUUAUGUUACAGAAAUAUUUAAUCAAACAACGAACACUGUGACUGGCGUGGCAGGAGGUUUAUUCGGCAAUGCAAAGGAUAUUGCAAGUCAAACACGACAAGGAUGGGAGAAGACAAAAGAAUCUGUUGAAUUGCCGGAGUGGAUGCAAAAGGUAUUACGGAUCCAUGAAGAAAUUGGGGAAGGGAAUGGUGGAGGUGGGGGUGGGGGCCCUGGCGGGGAACCACCUAAACAAAGCAGAAUGGGAGCUGCGGCUGUAGGAGGAAGUGCUGCCGCAUAUGGAUAUGAUCAAUAUACGGAGGACGACAGAUCUCCGGUAGCUGCUGCUCGAGAUGACCAAAUGAUGGUUUUGACCAAGAAAAUGAUUGAGAUUAGAAGCAUAUUGCAGACUGUUGGGCAGUCAAAUGCUCUUACUUUACCCUCAAUCGUUGUUAUUGGAUCACAAUCAUCAGGGAAAAGCUCUGUGUUAGAAGCAAUUGUUGGACAUGAAUUCUUACCCAAGGGAUCGAACAUGGUCACACGACGACCCAUAGAGUUGACCCUUGUCAAUACUCCUGAUUCCCAAGCCGAGUAUGGAGAAUUUCCUGCUCUUGGCUUAGGAAAGAUUACCGACUUCUCACAUAUCCAGAGGACGUUAACAGAAUUGAAUUUGGCUGUUCCUGACACAGAAUGUGUUUCUGAUGAUCCAAUCCAACUAACCAUCUCAUCGCCUCAUGUCCCCGACUUGUCCCUUAUUGAUCUUCCCGGAUAUAUCCAGGUUGUGGGUGAAGAUCAACCUUUGGAGUUGAAGCAGAAAAUUUCAGACUUAUGCGACAAGUACAUUCAACCUCCUAAUGUUAUUCUUGCUAUUUCUGCUGCAGACGUGGAUCUAGCCAACUCAACAGCUUUACGUGCAAGCCGAAGAGUUGACCCACGAGGUGAACGAACAAUUGGUGUUAUCACGAAGAUGGACCUGGUUGAUCCUGCGAGGGGAGUUUCCAUUCUUAAUGACCGAAAAUACCCCUUAAGACUCGGUUAUGUUGGUGUUGUGUCACGAGCACCACAACAAUCACAAACAAGAUCGUUAUUCAAAGCAGGUAGUGGAAGCAUCGCGGAAGCUAUUAUCAAGAACGAGCAUGCAUUCUUCUCUUCUCAUCCUAUGGAGUACGGACCUGAUGCUGGACUCAAUGUCGGCACUACAACGCUACGGAAGAAACUCAUGCAUGUCCUCGAAAAGACAAUGGCGGCGAGCCUUCAAACUACCAGUGAUGCUAUUCAUCAAGAACUUGAAGAGGCUACCUAUGAAUUCAAAGUUCAAUACAACGACCGUCCUCUAUCAGCAGAAUCCUACCUCGCCGAGAGUCUUGAUGCAUUCAAGCACUCUUUUAAAGAGUUUGCCGAAACUUUUGGACGACCUCAAGUUCGCGAGAUGCUGAAAGAAGAACUUGAUCAACGAGUCUUGGAUCUUUUAGCGGCCCGUUACUGGAAUAGACCUAUCUCAGAUCUUUCACCAUCACCACCGGAACCCAACACACUCGCGGAGCUCCCAACCGCCGAUCCCGACUCCCUUUUCUGGCACCGCAAACUCGAUGCUUCUACUUCUGCUCUCACCAAACUUGGUAUCGGUCGUCUUGCAACUCAAGUCGUAGCCAGUGCAAUCCAAGGCCAUGUUGACCGUCUCAUCUCUCAAUCGACCUUCGCAACUCAUCCGUUUGCUCGUCAGGCUAUUACUGAUGCAGCUGCCGGUAUCUUGAAUGAGAGGUUCUAUAGCACUAGUGACCAAGUCGAAAACUGCAUUAAGCCGUACAAGUUUGAGAUCGAUGUUGAAGACAGCGAAUGGUCUCGCGGUAGAGAAAACGUUACAUCGGUGUUGAAGAAUGAGCUUAAAGCUUGUGAAGAUGCGUCGAAGAAUUUGGAGCAGCAUGUUGGUGGUAGGAAGAAGAUGAGAGAUGUUAUGAGCUUUGUUGAUAAGGCAAGAAAGGGUGAGGUCAUUGUUGAUGGUGAUGCCAGUGGUGCUGGAGGAUUCAGUUCUGCUUUAUUGCAAAAAGGUCGUGAAGCUGUAUUCCUCCGCGACCGUUCCGUCCUCCUCGGCCUCCGUCUUAAGGCCCUCAAAUCCACUCAAUGUGCCUCGGUCAAAAACAAAUAUUACUGCCCAGAAGUCUUCCUUGACGUCGUCUCCACCAAACUCACCUCUACAGCUGUUCUCUUUCUAAAUGUAGAACUCCUCUCCGAAUUCUUUUACCAGUUCCCUAGAGAAUUAGACCAGAGAUUAGGAAGAGGUCUAACGAAAGAAGAAGUGGAGAAAUUCGCGAGAGAGGAUAAGAAGAUUGAAAGGCAUCUAGAGGUUAUCAGGCGGAAGGAAUUGUUGGAGUUGGUCUUGGGGAAGAUGGAAGGGUUGAGGGAUCUAAGAGAGUUGGAUAACGGGGAGGCGAGGAGACCACAAAGAGGGCCGAAGAAUGGGAGAGGACCUGGGAGUAAAGAUGGUGUGAGAGGUCCCGGCGGAAAGGAGAAUGGGAGGGGUGGGUGGAGUUUGUUUUAG
Molecule: messenger RNA, 2835 nt
Organism: Sclerotinia borealis F-4128
Lineage: Eukaryota; Fungi; Ascomycota; Leotiomycetes; Helotiales; Sclerotiniaceae
Source: the annotation of a GenBank genome assembly